Symbiodinium sp. CCMP2592 is the source of this 1455-nucleotide messenger RNA. NCBI's taxonomy places the organism in Eukaryota, Dinophyceae, Suessiales, Symbiodiniaceae. The record is from the annotation of a GenBank genome assembly.
AUGCUUGCCCGGGACGUCGCGCAGAGGCAACUCCGCGACGAACUUCCAAAGGAGGAGACUGAUGAGCCCCAGCUGCCGCCAAGGAAGGCUCGGCGUCUUACCGCUCGAGCAGCGCGUCCGGGGACCUCUUCAGCGCUGCGGGUUCGGGAGAGCGCUCUCUUCCGACCUGUGCGUUCGGUGGGGACCGUCAUAGACAGCCUGCCUCUGAGUCUGCAAACUCUGGGCGAUGCUUCCUUCGUGUCCGUCAGUGUCGGAAGAGGCUUUCAAGUCUUCGAGUGCGACAAACUCCGCCUUGCCUACAUUGGUCCUCGGCUGAACGAGAAGAUUCGGGCCAUUACUACGGUGGGCGAGACCGUCAUCACUGCUUUGAAGCUUGAUAUCGUCGUGUGGCAUCGUGUGGCUGAGAUCGGACGCCUGCGUGGGCACCACAGCUCGGCGACCGUACUGUGUCCACUCGGGUCGAGUUUCCUCAUCUCCGCCGCUGGAAGUGAGGUCAUUGUGUGGCCCUUGACAGAGCUGGCAAGCCAGAAGGCCACUGCUGAGGAUGGCGUGGUCGCACCCCUGGGCCGUUUGAACCUGGGGGAAUUUGGGGCGGUCACCUGUGUGCGCCACCCUCCAACCUACCUGCACAAGGUCUUGAUCGCUGGGGCAACUGGCGGCAUGGAGUUGUGGAACGUGCGCUCCCGAGAGCGUAUCCAUACUUUCAAGUCCCACCUUGGUCAGGCACAGCUUAGCGGUGCCGUCGGCAUCACAUCGCUGAUGGAAGCACCAAACGCGCUCGACAUCGUGGCCGUAGGCUUUGCAAGUGGCCGCAUCUGCAUGAUGAACGUUCGCGAGGACCGAGUGCUUUUCGAGUUCAAUCAAGCCCAGGGUCGCGUUACCUGCUUGGCAUUCCGAUCCGACGACAGCGCCAAGCCCAACCUGGUUAGCGGCUGUUCCAGCGGCGAGUUUGCAGUCUGGGACCUAGAGACACGGAGGCUGGUGGAGCUGCACGAAAAAGCGCACAAGGGUCCGGUGAACUCGGCGGUCUUCCUGCCCAAAGAGCCACUUUUGCUCACCAGCGGAAGCGACAACGCGGUGCGCAUGUGGAUCUUCGACACUGCAGAUGGCUUGGCGAGAUAUCUGAAAGGUCGCUGCGGCUGCCCGGGUCCCGCCCGAAAGAUUCAGUUCUACGGCGAAGGUGACAAAGAGCUCCUCGUUGCCGGAGGCUUCCAGCGCACCUUAGUACCUGAGGUGGGCGAGCUGCAUGGGAUACUUGAGCAAGAUCUCCUUCAUCCAGGAUCAGCAGAAUCGAGAGCCCCUCCUGCAGAGUCCAGGGUCCGUAGCAUCGCUGGAGCAUGGGCUGCGGAGGUUCUACAGGCGACGGCUGAGGUCUCUACUGUGACAUGCCGGGAUGUCCAGGAUUCCAUGCAGGUUCUGGCUUUGGCGCUUUGGCAGAGAGGGCUUGGUGCCUAG